Messenger RNA from Cygnus olor (mute swan), 3373 nucleotides. RefSeq names its product decaprenyl diphosphate synthase subunit 2 (gene PDSS2). The record is from RefSeq and is a predicted model, not a curated record. Bases 106 to 1326 code for a protein of 406 amino acids. Gene Ontology annotation, biological process: isoprenoid biosynthetic process; ubiquinone biosynthetic process. Gene Ontology annotation, molecular function: prenyltransferase activity. The transcript is spliced from 9 exons. Lineage: Eukaryota; Metazoa; Chordata; Aves; Anseriformes; Anatidae. Gene Ontology annotation, cellular component: mitochondrion; transferase complex.
CCAGGGCGCCCCGAGCCCGCCGCCAUCCGCCGCCGCGGGGCUGAGCGGGGGGCUCGGGCAGCGAGCCGGGACGGGGCCGCGGAGCCCCGCCGGGCCCUCGGCGGGAUGUGGGGGGCCCUGCUGCGGCUCGGGGGCCGGCGGGGGCUGUCGGGGGGCGUCCCGCCGCCGGCCGCGCCCUGGAGCCAGGUGGUUUCGGAGGCCGAGAAGAUCGUGGGGUACCCGACGUCCUUCAUGAGCCUGCGGUGCCUGCUGAGCGACGAGCUCAGCAACAUCGCCAUGCAGGUCCGCAAGCUGGUGGGCACCAAGCACCCGCUGCUCGACACCGCCCGGGGUUUUGUGUACGAUAGCCGAAACAAUUUACAGAUGCGAGGUUUGGUCGUAUUGCUCAUUUCCAAAGCUGCUGGACCCAGCACAGCAGAACUCUCUUUCCAGCACAACAUGGUCAGUGGGAUUUAUUCCAGUCAAAGAAGUCUGGCAGAGAUUACAGAGCUGAUCCACACUGCCUUUCUGGUGCAUCGUGGCAUAGUAAAUAUCGGUGAGCUCAAGUCCUGCGAUGGUCCACUGAAGGAUAUGCAGUUUGGGAAUAAAAUGGCUGUUUUGAGUGGAGAUUUUCUUCUAGCAAAUGCUUGCACAAGCCUUGCUCAGUUGCAGAAUACCAAGGUUGUGGAACUCAUAUCAAGUGCUAUUGGUGACUUAGUUCAAGGUAUAUACUAUGAAAACUCAAAAUCAUCUGAGGAGAACUGUCUUACAGAUGACAUCGGAAUAUCUACGUGGAAGGAGCAGGUUUUCCUGUCACAUAGUGCCUUGCUGGCAAAGAGCUGCCAGGCUGCAAUGGAACUAGCAAAGCACAGCGCUGAGAUUCAGGACAUGGCAUUUCAGUAUGGAAAGCACAUGUCUAUGAGUCAUAAGCUACAUUCGGACCUUCAGCCAUUUGUUAAAGAAAGUUCUAGUGACAUCAUGGCCUUCAGUUUGAAUUGUGCUCCUGCAGUCCUUCAUCAGGAAUUCCUUGGAAGGGAUGCAUGGAUUAAACAAAUCAGAGAGGCACAAGGAAAAGGAAAUAUAAUGGACUACAAGAAGGUCAAGUGGAUGAGGCUGGGCUUAGUGCAGACAGCAGAGCAGCCUGCAUGGAGUAAAGCUCUUAACGUGCUGUUUUCAAUGCCCACCCAGCUGCAAGAAGCGAUCAAGGCUGGCAAAGGUGUGACUUCUGCCAUCGACCUGUGCCGUUGCCACGGAAACCGAGCGCUGGCGGCCCUCGAGAGCUUCCCUCCCUCGGAGGCCAGAGCGGCCUUGGCCAACAUCGUCUACGCCGUCACCAGAUUCUCCUGACGCCGUCGCCGGAGCCAGCCUACGCGCGGUGCUGGGGACACGCUCCCCGUGCCGCACACCCAGCCCCGGCCUCCACACCGAACAAAAUUUAGGGGGCGGGAGGGGAGAGAAAGAAAAAAAAAAAAAAAAAUAAGGGAUGAAAUUAAAAAAAAAAAAAAAAGUCAACCUGUUUUUUUCGCUCGUCGUGCCAGAAGCACACUUGAGGCUCUGCACCGGUAGAAAUAAUUAAUGAGGCCCGUUUCCGUGACCUCGGCAAAUGGACAGGAAAUAAGUGCCUAUUGAUUGGGCACCGGCGGGGACGGCGCCAGGGCGGAGGCCGGCGGUUUUCCUGCCUGGGGAGGCCGGGGUGGAGGCAGGGAGGGAGGCCGGAGGGCGCGCAGAGGCAGGUGCCGCGCUCCCGGAGCCGGGAAUCGGCGUGCCCCCGUUUAUCACCGCGAAGGGCAGCCCGGGGAGUCAGCGGGGGGAAAACCCUUCAUCUGCCUGCAUGCGGCCGGUCGUGUCUCCCCACGCUGUUUUUAUGUAUUCGUAUGUAAAAUCACCCCGUGCCCAAUGCUUUCCCUCUUUGAGAAACUCGCUGAGAAAAUGUGUCAAGCAUGGUAAGUAGGAGCUUUAAAAUAUUUAAUCAAAUAUUAAUUUGGCUCUGUUAAGGGAAGUGACUGCCUGGUUUUUAUACUGUGCAUACAAAAUGUGCUGCUCUGGGUCAAAGAACUGAGGUCUUUCCACUCUUCUUGGGGAAGGAAUAUCCUUCCCUGGGAUCAAGAAGUUUGUUUCAGCUCGAUCUUACACAAAGCGGUUUCCUAGAUUUGCCACACUUUCGUUGAUUUAAGCCAAAUAAAUGCUAAUUUCUAGGGCUAAAUGUCAUCUUUUGGCAGAAAGGGACGAGGAAUGUUCAGUCUUUCAUCACUCUGAAUAAAAUGGAGAAAACACUGGAGAAGUUUUGAACCUCAGUGUGUUGAAUUCUAAAGUCCAACUGCAGAAAGCUUGUAAGGUGUAUCAGGAGCCUGCAAUGCGAGACUGUCUCUAUUUUGUUCAUAGGAGAUGAUUUUUGUGGUUUGCAUGCAUGCAAUCCGAGAACGUCGUUGACAAGAAGGCUGAGUUUACAUAAAUGAUCUAGAUUGAGACUCAGCUACCUUUCUUCCUUCUGUGGUGUAAUUACAGCCCAAUCUGGAGACAGCUAGCACAGCAAACAGAUUUCAUUACAUCGUUCACUCAAACACUAAGUGGAGUUAUUUCUGUUAAAUUCUCUCCUCCCUCCUUUUCCCCCUGCACUCCUCCCCCCUCUGUCACACAGCUUAUUUAUCGUAGACCAGCGUGUUGCAUUCCACCGAAUGCAAAAUAUAAAUACAAACUGUAGCCUCUAAAAAUGUACUGAAAAUCUAUCCUGCAUGAUGUACAUAAUAUUCUGUGUAAAAUAUGCCUAUAUUAUACUGUAAUAUUACAUGUAUAAUAAGGACACUCGAGACAGUCAUUGUAUGGCAGCCGUGUCCAAAACUCAGGACUUGCUUUAUUUUGGAGAAUGUCUUCAGCACCAGACCCCUUCUUGCUUGCAUUUUCUUUUUCUUGCCUGCCCUGGUUUUUUCUCUCUUCUCACCUCUGCCUGGGUUAGUGCUGCUGCCAGAGCAGGAAGGCUGGAGACAGCAGAGAAGCACCCAGGCAGUGGUAGUUGCAGGCGUCUGCCUGAGCAGAACCUGAGGGAACUUCACAGGUGAAAAUGUAAAUGGCUUACAUCGUCAGCGGGCUUGCAAGUAAAUAUUCAAAUUCAACCCCAGUCAUGUUUCAGGCAGCUUUUUUGGACCUGAUUUUUACUCAUUAAGGAUAGAAGGAGCCAUACGUUAUCUUUAUCUCAUAUCUACACUAAAUGCUUCAUAAUGAUUUACGGCUGCAAGGGGCUUGGGUCUGACUGGAGAUAUUCUGAGCCAUCUCUCUCCUCAGUUAUGUGAAAGAAAUAUCAAACAUAUGCAAAAAUCUCUGUACACCUGGUUUAUUUUUUCAUGAAAGUACACUUUUUCUAUUUGUACUUUUUACUAAUAAAGACAAAUCAGCAAAA